CCUUGUUACUUGGCUCUUUUGCAAUAUCUCUCUGUCUCAAGUUCGAGAGUGAGAGAAAGAGAGAGAGAGUAUGGCGACCACGCUUCAUUGUCUCUCCACGAUUCAUCUUCUUCCUCGCUCCCAUUACCCUAAAACCCUAAACUCUCUCAAGCCAAUCACCAAAUCACAACCAUGCAAAAUCCCAGACAUAUCCUCCAAUCCCAACGCCCUCCAGCUCCUUAAAUCAUCAUCUCUCCCUCUCGCAGUCGUCGCACUGCCUUUCUUCAUCGAUGCACAGGAUGCAGCAGCAGCUGGAGGAGAGUUUGGGAUUUUGGAAGGAAGAACAUUCGCGUUGAUACACCCAAUUGUGAUGGGAGGUUUGUUCGCAUACACUCUUUGGGCUGGUUACUUAGGUUGGCAAUGGAGACGUGUCCGCACGAUACAGAGUGAGAUUAGUGAUCUCAAGAAACAGCUUAAACCAACCCCUGUUUCUCCUGAUGGAUCCUCGGCCGUCGAUUCUUCGUCCCCUCCUUCUGCCACGGAGCUUCAGAUCCAACGGCUGACGGAAGAGAGGAAAGAGUUAAUCAAAGGGUCUUAUAGAGAUAAACACUUUGACGCUGGCUCUGUUUUGUUAGGCUUUGGUGUUUUGGAAGCUGUCUUUGGUGGACUUAACACUUUUCUUCGUACCGGUAAACUCUUCCCCGGUCCUCAUCUUUACGCCGGUGCAGGAAUAACGGUGCUAUGGGCUGCGGCGGCGGCAUUAGUGCCGGCAAUGCAGAAAGGGAACGAGACGGCGAGGAGUCUACACAUAGCCCUGAAUGCAGUAAAUGUUCUUCUUUUCGUUUGGCAAAUCCCAACAGGUCUUGAUAUCGUUCUUAAGGUCUUUGAGUUCACUAAAUGGCCAUAAUAUAUAUUACUACUAUUUUGGAUCUGUUAUAUUAUUGAUUGAGUCCCUUGACUCAAUUCUGCGACUUUUUUUGUUUUUUUGAGGAUUGUAAAUGAUGACUUGUAAAAAAUCAUGCACUUAACGUGAAUGUUAGAAUAUGGUUCAGCAAUACUUGGUGUUUCAUAUUACUUGUAAUGAUUUUAAUGUACAAGGAAUCAUCUAGUCGUUUGGUUAAA
Capsella rubella is the source of this 1101-nucleotide messenger RNA. RefSeq lists its product as uncharacterized. Bases 71 to 886 code for a protein of 271 amino acids. Lineage: Eukaryota; Viridiplantae; Streptophyta; Magnoliopsida; Brassicales; Brassicaceae. The record is from RefSeq and is a predicted model, not a curated record. The transcript has 3 exons. Gene Ontology annotation, cellular component: chloroplast thylakoid.